AUGGUUGGAUCCAUAAGUGGCAGCAGCAUGAGCCAUGGCAGUUGCAGUCACACACGUAGCGCGGAGAUGGUGCGGUCGCGUGAGUUGAACGCAAGUGGUCGCACACGCCGCGCCUGUCCAAGUGCUCCGCAGCUUCGCCGUUGGGGGCAAGCUCCUUUCAGCGUAGACACGCCGAUUGCCAAUCAAAACGUUUCACUCCAUGCAUCGGCAUCUGAUGCAUCUGCGCGGUGCCCCUCUUCUCCCAACACCACCUCCAUGUCUCCACUCGUCCGCGGUGAUGCCAUGCGCCGCCCCAGGGCUGCCGUCGUGCGUGCACCCGCGUCAGAGGGGCCACUCGAAGGUCGAAGUUUCACUAAUCUCCCGGCAUCGCAACCAGAGUCGUUUGGGCCCACUUCACACACCGUCGACGACGCACAUUUGGUGAACAAUAAGAGCGCGGGCACGGGGGAGCUGUCGUGCGACGCGGUGACCCAUGCUCAGCACUUGGCUUCUGCGUCUCCCGUUGCGCAGAUGCCGGCGGAGGCGUUGCCUGGGGCCGCCACGGUGCCAGUCGAAGCAGAAGCGAGGACAUACCACGUGAGUGAGCCUGAGGCGGUGGGGCGUGGAGAUGACGAGUCGACUCGCACACAUAUACGGGAGCCUUGGAUGCCUUCGUCCACCCUCCGAUCCCCAGCAGCAGCGGUACCGCUGCAGCCAGUCGCCCCACCCCCACCAACCCCCCUCCCCGUCGCUUCCCGCUCUUCUGCGCCAUCACCUUCAGCACUAGUGCUCCUGCCGCAGCACCCGCGUGAAGGCAGCAACGCUGCUUCCCGAGAGCCGCCAUCGUCGUCGUCGUCAUCACAGUCACGCCUGCGGCAAGUGGCUCAGGCUACACCAGUGCGAGGCCACAGUGGGAGCCAGGUUGCUGAGGUCGUCCAAGACACCAGCGACCGUUCUCCGCCGAUAGUGGUAUGUACAUCAUCCGGCACCCCAUCGGCGCUCAUCGCGUCAGUGUCUACCGUCGCCGCAGAAGAGGGCGGCCGACAAAUAUGCGAGGGGGGUGCACGCAGGGCGGCAUCUACGUCCGGUGACGUUGUGGGAGAAAGGGAUGGCGACCUCCCAACGGUGCAAUCCAACGCUCCUCUCCCGACCCGAGAGUUGCUAGACUGCACCAACGACGGCCGCCUCGUCACCACGGUGGCCGACGUGAGCGCUGUAUCGCCCACAACACGCGACAAGCGGCGGCGCAGGCUCGCAGAUGCGCAGCAGUCGCGUGCCUCAGUGUUCUCUUCCUCUCUGCCCUCAUCGCCUAUCGUGAGCAGCUCUUGCAGCAUCGCGCGUAUUCUGCAGCUGCAGGCACAGGAGGGCUGGAAGGACGGGCUGCGUGCUGCUCUUCAGCAAGACGCGGAGGUGUGGGUGCGGCAAGUGUGCGAGGAGCAGCAACUCCUGCGAGCGCAGCUGAGCGUAACGCAGGCCAGAGCAGCAGCGCUGGCCAAAGGGUUGCAGGAGCUUCGUGAUUGUGGAUCGUCUUCGGCGUCUGCUCUCCAGUCUCAGUCACAACCUGCCGAUACCGCGGGCGUGGCGGUUUGCGGAGCUGCAGAGGAGAGCUGCCAGGAGCGCACCGCUGCGGAGCGACCGUGUAAUGAUGAGGGAAGCGGUAAAGCAUGCCUUUCUCAUCUAGAAGAGGCGAGCCCGGAGCGGCCUGCGGCACAGGAGGGCGGCGGCAGAGGUGCGUACACGAGUUCUGCUGCUGAUGGCGACACUGCUGCCGCGUUUUGCACCGCCUACACGCAUGAGCUGGAGGCUUAUGCUCAUCUUCUGGAGCAGCACACGCACGCGCUGCACGCAGAAAAGUACCAGCUACAGCUGCGGCUUGACCGUCGAACCAGUCAGCUCGCCUCGUCCCAGCAGCGCUACCUGCAGCGCUACACCAGACUUCUGCAGGAACAGUCAGUGUUAGAGCGCGACUGUCGCAAAGCCACGGAGGACGUGGAGCAGUUAGUGGGAAUGUUGGUGGUGGCUCGCGCCGCCGAACGCGCUGCCAUGCGAAGGGUGCAGGAGAUUGAAUCGGCACUGGGGGAGUCAGAGCUGCGCGCCGAGGCGCUAGCGGCCGCACUGCACCCGCAGGCGAAGGAGAACGGCGGUGGUGACAUCGAGGGGGGCACCGGCAGCGUCAAUCUCAUCUCCGACUCUAUUGCUGUUGGGUCGAAUGGCAGCGAGAGCCUGCGCUGCCCGUCCGGCUACGCCUCCGCUCUACCACCAAGCAGCGCCUUUGCGUCGUUCACAGAGCACAACGAGACAGACAGGAGUAUUAUGCUAAUCGAUGCGCUCGCUGCGGCGUCUGGCAGGCCUUCGGUGGAGCGUCCCCGAGUGCUGGCAUGGCGCUCCAUGAGCGCGUCCUCCUCCAUGUACCCGCCUUUGUCGCCAAGCGCGUCGUCGCUAACUGCGGAGUCGACUUCGUGGACGCCUGUGCGGGCUCAGACAACUGCUGUCGGACGUGAGUGGGGUGGCGAAGCCGAGCCCCCGUGGGUCCUCAGCGCCUAUUCAUUUCACGCCGUGCCACUGUCUGCAGAGCCGUCCCCCAUGCGCACAGCAGCAGAUGUGGAGAGAAGUGGUGCAGUGGGCGGCUGUUCUCCGGAGGUCUGUGUUGCUGCGAGGUUGGCAAUGCGUGAGGCGGGCAUACCUUCUCUGCCGCAACGCGCCCCCUCGCAGGCCGCGACCGCCCCUCCCGCGCUCACGUCUUUGCUCAUUGCAGACGCGAUAGCGAGUGCAGGCACGGCGACCGUGGCCUCGUGCAGGCCAGCGUCUUCACAGAAACUCAGUUGUGAAGACGACAGUGACGGCGUCUCUGGCGUUACGGCGCUGACAGUGGCACCUGUAUCCGUGGAGCACGCGGGGGUGCAAAAGACUUCCAUCAGCGCAUCGACGAACCUGACGAGCGCCAACACUUGCGUUUGCACCCCACUCAUCUCUACCAUCACGACAGCGCUGACGCCGCGUACGCUGGCGCGCCAGCGCCGCCAUGUCCAGAACCAAAUUAGGGAACUCUGUGGCGGCGCGGCGGAGGGAGGGGACCACAGCACUGUCGACGAGCAUCAGCUGCUGCAGCUCCGCUGUACGCUGCUCGAGCUGGAGUUACAGGCGAAGGAGACAGCGCACAAGGCGGAGAAGGAGGCGUGGGAGGCAGCGGUUCAUAACGCGGAGGGCAUCGCAGGUGCCAUGGGCGAGGUCGAGGCCCGUGUAAAGCAGGCCGUCGCCGCCUCGGAGAAGGCCGAGUACCUCUUGCAUGAAAUGAGCCGACUAUGGAGCCAUUCCCUUGCUCUAGACGAGGACGACAUCAGUGACGAUGGUGGCGAGGCAGCAGCGAGUGCAACGAGGCUCGACGUGAUGGACGAGGAGCAGAUCUUUUACCCCCGGCGCUCUCGCGACGAGACCCCGCUGUACUGA
Molecule: messenger RNA, 3426 nt
Organism: Leishmania major strain Friedlin
Lineage: Eukaryota; Euglenozoa; Kinetoplastea; Trypanosomatida; Trypanosomatidae
Exons: 1
Coding region: 1-3426 (1141 amino acids)
Source: RefSeq, a predicted model, not a curated record